Messenger RNA from Syzygium oleosum, 612 nucleotides. RefSeq lists its product as uncharacterized. The record is from RefSeq and is a predicted model, not a curated record. Gene Ontology annotation, molecular function: nucleic acid binding. The transcript has 3 exons. Lineage: Eukaryota; Viridiplantae; Streptophyta; Magnoliopsida; Myrtales; Myrtaceae. The coding region runs from base 1 to 612 and encodes 203 amino acids.
AUGCCGUUUGGUCUGACAAAUGCGCUUGCAGCUUUUAUGGACUUGAUGAACAGGGUGUUCAAGGAGUAUUUGGAUAAGUUCGUAAUCGUGUUCAUUGACGACAUUCUAGUGUAUUCGAGGAGUUAUGAGGAACACAAACAACACUUGAGGACAAUGUUGCAAACCCUUCGAGACCACAAGUUGUAUGCCAAGUUUAGCAAAUGGAUGGAGCGGCUUAAAGAUUAUGACUAUGAGAUUCCGUACUAUCCUGGUAAGGCUAACAAGGUGGCCGAUGCAUUAAGUCGGAAGUCUUCGAUUGCGCAUAUGAUGGUUCAAGAAUGGAUUUUACUUGAAGAAAUUCGAGACUUGGAUUUCAAGUUCGAGAUAGAUGGACAAUCCGAGGGAACGAUUCAGACUCUUGAGGAUAUGCUGCGAGCCUACGUUCUGGAUUUCAAAGGAAGUUGGGAAGAACAACUACAUCUUGUUGAGUUCGCGUACAGCAACAGUUAUCAGCAAAGUAUUAGAAUGGUACUUUUCGAGGCGUUGUAUGGCAAACCCUAUAGGACUCAUGUCUGUUGGAACGAAGUUGGAGAACGAAAGAUUACGGGACCCGAGUUGGUGCAACAGUCGUAG